AUGUGCUUAAAUUUGGGAUUUCAUUAAGAUGUAGUUUCUAAAAUUAGCUUUGCAGUCAUUAACCACUAAAACUAAAGUUACUUAUUGUUAGAUGGGGAUAUCCAAACUAGGCAUACAAUUACCAAGUGGAAUGACGACAGUUUCUAUUAGUUCAUCACAGUGGACAGUACAGGAUUGUUGUAUAAGCUCCAGCCUACCUUGCCUAAUGGUAAAUCUGAAACUGAUUGGCAUAUAUAUACUGUAUUUUCAUGUGACGAACUUCUUUCGGUUAAUUAAAGUUUCACCCAGCAAGCAACAGGAGUUCCCUCGUAUUCAGUUAGGCCAAUGCUUAACCUAGAAGUCACGAAUAAAUAACAAAAUCACCAGCCUUUUAAUUGUUGUAUUGUAAACGAGUAGACGACACACAGGAAAAUUGAAUAUUACGAAAAACGAAGUUAAUUAUAUGAUCGACAAAGUUGAUUAUAACACACAAUAUCUCACGAAGUUUCGCGUUACAUAAAUGAUAAUUUUGCUAGAGCUAGACCUAUUAGUACGAAUGUGUGAUUACCUUAUUUACGAUGACCUGUUACAUAACUGAUUUUUGGAAUUAAAAGAAGUUUUUGACUACUCUGGUAUUUCACAAUCAUUACCUUUAUUUAAUUGUUCCAAAAAUGUUGUCCAAAUAACCAACAGUUUCUACAUCGUAACAAUUAGUAGAUACGAAAUGUAUAUAUGGAUCGUUUGAAAAAAUCGUUAUUGUUGCUGUGGAGAGUCUUUUCCAUCAAUUUCAAAUUUUCAGUACUUCAGUACAAGAAGAAGCCAUUACUUUUAUUUUUUAUUUACUUUUUCAGAAAUCUUAUAAAAUUCUAGAAUUCAGAGUCAGUUUUUGCCACUUUAUUUUGUUUCUCAACCGUGUAAUAUAUUAUUCAGUCAAGGUACGUUGCUAUCGAGUCUCACUGUGAACUGAUAUAAGUUAGGCAUUUCAUGCUUUCAUCAACCACAGAAUUGGGUUCCGUUUAGUAUUUGAGAACUGUGUGUAAGGUAAGAAUGAGUAGCUGUGAAUAUUAAAUUAGUAACGACGAAGGCGAGAUGCUAUUGAUUAAAUAAUGAUUGAAUUUGAAUAUAAUGCUGAAGAUCUAACAACACUGGAGAUCAGAAAAACAUUCAUUAUAAAAAUUGCAACUCGAACGGCUGGGCAGUACAAAUUGGUUAGUUUACCAAGUGAAUGAUAAUACCAGCUCACAUUUCUAUUAGGCGGGGGCGUAGCCAUGUUGGGGGCGGAGCAAUUUCUCGUAGCUUGAAACGCUUUCUGAUACCUCAAGACUCUUGAAAACCCACGUUUUUCGUCGUCAGUCCAGCAGCUGUCAUCAACUGUUACACCUCGAACUGGUCAUUUGUGGAAUGAUGCUGGAGUAUGAAUAAAAAGUAGAUAAAAAUCCCAAUGUGUAAUUUUCCGGACAAGAGAGGCGUUUGGAUGCUAUCUCGCCGGGAUUCGAAACUCCACCACUGCAUCCGAAACUUUUCAGUUCAUACGAAAAAUAAAGUUGGUUCUUGUAUAUUGGUGGAUACUCAUACAGAGCCCUGUUUGAAAAUGAAAUGCCUGGAAUGACAAAAUAUUUAUAAUACGAGGCAUCCAACAAUGGAGAUUCACGAGGAACGUAGUUACAGAAUCAAAAAGGCAGACAAAACCCACAUAAAGUAUAUAAAAAGUUCUAUAUGAUUUCAGACAAAAGAAAUAGCUAACUUACAAAUAUGUCGAAACCUCAGUUUGCUACGUUACAGUCAUUUAUAAUAUUUCAACGAUAUUUUUGAAGAUAUUAGUCCCUUCGCAAACGUACCACAGCGUUUGCCUAAUAUAACGCCCAGUAGAACUAGCAUAUUAUAUUGAAAAAGUGAUGAACACAGAACGCUAAAAAUGCCUUCGGCCUCAUGCUAAAUCACGGCGAUGAGUCUCAGUUUUACGUCAUCAAAGCGACCAUACUAAUUAUAAUUAUCGGACGAUUUCUGCAGUGUUGACUUCUAAAAAUUCGAGUUUCGCUAACGAAGUCCACUGAAUGUAAGCGGUAAAAGCCAAAAUUCCUAAAAAAUUAUAUAUUAUUAAAAUGCGGUUGUGUCGUAAUCUUCGACGAUUUCGUGGUAAAGUGGAUGAAAGCGCCCGUGUCUCUUCGACAAAAGAGAGGAAUGCACAUUGAUUCAUAACAUGUUUGAUUGAAGCGUUAUGAAUCGUAGUUUGCAAGUUAUUAUUGUCUUGAAAUAACGAAGACGAAAUGAGAGCUGCAUGAAACUGGCGCAAGAGCGAGCCGCGGGUUGGCCACCCAUGCAUUAUUGAAGCGUACAAUGCACAUUGUUAAACAAUAUAUGUAUUAUGUUCUAGGCAAGUUUUAUUUCCAUUUUAUACAUUCAUUUUAGGAUAUAAUAGGUUACCAUGGCGUCAACCAGUGAUACCUGCGUUCGUACUAAGAAGCAUAUCUUUGCGGAUCAUUUUCACGCCAGUCAAAAAAUGCAAAUUUAUAUAUCAACGUGUUUCCGCAUAAAAUAAAAACAAUUCCCACUUUACACGAAUACUUUAAAGAUAGAUUGGAUAUUUUAUCUAACAUUUUCAAAUAUUUAGAAACAGACCAAAAUAUACUAAUUACAAAAUUCUUCAAAUCGGGAUUUAGAUCGACGUUUUGCCCGUUUUUGAAACAAGCUUGAAUUAGAAUCAAUCGCUCAACUCAUAUACAAUUCAUUAUAACUCUCAAUAUAAAAUAAUGGUCUCUGAGGACAAAUUUAUGGCAGCACAAACGUAUAUAAGCGUUGAUUUCUUGUAUUUCGUGGGAGAGUAUCGUCCGAAUCAAUGUCGUGAUCGCCUUGCGUGUAACUAGUAGCUAUACUAUACCAACAAUGAAUAUAUAUAAUAUUAGCUAUAAAUUUGUGAUACGGCAGCUGAUAGCACCUUCUGAUUGGAGUCAAGAUUUUCAACGGUUUAGACUUCAACAACGAUAACUGAACAGCAUCAACAAGAAAGAUGAUAAAUCAAUGAAGAAUAUCAAAAGAAGAUAGAACAAGGGUACGAAUACCAGACAAUCAACGACAUGAACUUUUUUGAAAUUUAAGAUAUAAGAUGAAAAAUCUAUUUUAAAUCAGUCAAAUUGAUGAUAUAAGAAUAUCGAACUGUUUAUAAAUGAAACGAAAGAAGCGCGCGCUUUUACCAACGAAGCAUAAAUGUAUGACCCAGAAAGUCGAUAAAUGUAAAAUUAUUAUUCAUCUGUUUGUUUUAUUUAGUUACGCACAGAUUUUUAUAUUUUCUGCUGGGUAUUCUUCGUACUACCUCUGUUACUAAGGUAUAGUUCUUCUUUCCUUCUUUGUCGAUAUUAAUUCGACUCUUAGUUUUUAAGAAUUGCUUAUAAUAAGACUUUGAAUGUUUACUCGAAUCGCAAAUUGCAACUAAUCUUUAUGGUAAAUUAAUUAUGCGACAAAGGUGAAUAUUAAGUUUCAAAUUUCGUUCGGUUCAUAAUAAUUGAAAAUGGAAGGAGACAAACUAUUUCGUUUAGAUAGAUUUUAUUAAUUAACAUUGAAAUACCUUAAAAAAAGAUUCAAAUGAGACACUCGUUCAAACAUUUAUAUUUUAUAGUAUGUAUCGUCAUCAGCCAGCGCGAUUCAUGAAUGAGCUCAUCAAUAUAGUCGUUGAACACGAGUUCGCGAUAAAUAUUUUGUACUAAACAAAUGCUAUUUUUUACUUUUUGAAUCCCAAAGAUGGCAUUCUCAACCCAUCGCAACAAGCGAACUUAUAAAGCGCUUUUUUAUACUUAUACCCGACGAGGGAGAUUCAAAAUAGGCCAACACACAUUCUCAACAACAUAGGUAACAUGACCGAUGAGUAAGGUUCAGUGUGACGAAGUAUAUUGCAUUGAAAGAUCAGUUUUAGCCGUCGAAAUCAAAUUUCAAAAUAACAAAACGCCGAUUUUUUACUAAAUAUACUCUUAUCCUAAUGCUUCCCAUUCUUUAUAUCAUUUCGUCCCAUAUUUUCGAAUUUCAUUAUAUCUUGACAUGUAUAUUUUUCAUUUGUGGUUUGUGUCAGUUCACAAUUUUCAACGUCUUUUUCCCGAUCUCCGAUCGUAAUCGGCGUAGAUAUUUCAAGGAUAGAUUGGUUAUUUACCUAAUGUUUUUAUAUAUUUAGAAAAGGACUAAGACUUUCUAAUACUAAAAUUCCUCAAAUGGGAAUUUAGAUCGAUGAAAAGCCUGUUUUUUAUUUGGAAGAAUAUGUCAACCAAAAUUAUUUACAUCGAUGAAGCAAAACACAAGGAAGAUAGAUACCUACAGAAUCUCGGAUGGAGAGAGUGCAUUCGUAAUCAAGCGUAGCAAGCCAACCAUGACAAAACUGAGGGCUGUAAACUCAAUCUACAAGCGAACGAACGAAUGUGUUUUAAUCAGUUGGGUAACAGAGGUCAUGAAGAUGUCAGAAAAGCACGUGAAUAUACGGAAAAAUUCUGUUGCAUUUUAUAUAUAUGCAUUGGGAUAUUUCCUUCGAAUUGGACCAUUUGUGUCAGUUGUCGGGUUGCAAAGUAGUAUUAACAUUGAAAAAAGCAUCGGUACUAUCACCCUUGGCGUAGGCUACGUUGUAUCGGUAUUAACAGCUUUGUUCGUGACACCUGUCGUUAUACGAAGAUUUGGAUGUAAAUGGGCGAUCGUGGCCGGUGAAGUCGCUAAUCUGUUGUACAUUGCCGCGAAUUUUUAUCCCGUCAAAUUUAUCAUGGUACUUGCCGGCGCUGUCGUUGGAUUGGGCGAAGGAUUAAUAUGGACUACAUUACCUAUAUUCAGCACAUACUUCGGAAUAGAGCAUGGUCAUCAUGGAGGGAAACACCGUGCUGAAUAUAUUAAAAAAUACACUGGAAUAUUUUUUGGAUUCCAUUACGCUGGACUAGUAUUCGGUACAGCUGUUAGUUAUGGCUUUCUCUAUGGUGGAAAACAUGGCAUGGUAAUCACAAGUGAUGCAAUCAAUGUAACCUCACAAGACAAUAUUUCUCAAGCUGCAAUAUAUGACACGUCGUUUUUAAACAAUUACACGCAAAUUAAUUCAACUGCUUCAUUCACAAAUAUGAAUAUUACGUUCUCAGCUACAAGAAAUAUUACUGACAAUAGCGUAUACCAAUACUGUGGAUCAAACGACUGCCAGCAACCCGAAGUUACAGAGAUGUUUAUUAAUAAUUACGUGCCUGCAGAUAAAACAUACCUGCACAUAUUAUUGUCGUUAUUUUGUGCUCUUACAAUAUUUGGAAUAUUUUUGCAUAUUAAAUUCCUCCCUGCUGCUAGACCGCAAGUGAAGUAUGAAAAUUCUACUCACGAGAUGGAUGUUAUUGUCGGAGAUGGGGACGGUCAUCAGAAUUUAUAUCAACCAACGUUAAAGUCAAGUCUUAUAGCAAUUUAUCGCCACAACUUCAACAAAUUGCAGUUGUUGAUCGUCCCAAUUGUCGUUUACAACGGAUUGGUAAUGGGAUUUUACUUGAGUGAAUUGGGUCGAGCAUACACUUCCUGUGUUCUGGGCGUUGAACAGACAGGUUUGUCGUUGAUGGCGCUGUCCAUGACGAGCGCGUUUUCAUCAGUUAUUUCAGGGAAGUUAAAUGGAAUUUUUGGAAGAAACAUUAUAAUGAUUAUAUUGUUCGUCAUUGAUAUCUCAAAUUACAUGUUCUGUUUGUGGUGGAAACCACAGGAAAACACAGCAGGGUUAGUGUACCUAAUCUUCGUGGUUUUUGGACUGACUGAUGCUUGCUGGAAGAACAACAUCAUUGGUAUGUACACCGAUUAUUUCCCGGAUAAUCAAGAAAUUUCUUUCAGUGUCUGGAAUUUGUGGAUGACUUUGGGAAUUGCAAUAAGUUUUUGUUGGAGUCCUUUACUAUGCGUCAGUACCAAGAUAUACGCUCACUGCAUUUUAUUAGCAUUGUCGGUGUUGCUUUGUGGAUUCGCCGAAUGUUUACACAGAAGAGGGAGGUAGAGAAAUUGGACAUAUAUAGCCUAUCUAGAAAUAUUACUCCGCAUAAUUAUCUGAAGUAAAAAGUGUAUUCCGACGUGGUGGAGUUCUUGUAAAAAUUGAGCAUAAAUACAAAACUUUUUGUCUGAACUAUAAACUUCUAAUUUGCCAGCUUCAAAUUAUGAAAACGUCCACCCACGAUGGGGCAUCUAAGAAAUAUAUUUUAAUCAAAUGUAGAGCCCAUUGGAUAGAUGGACUCAGAAGAACUAUUCUAAAAUAGAUGGAAUCUAUGCAACUUUGAGCUGUAUUAUUUCAAAAUGCAUAAAAAGCACACUCACGUAACUUAAUAUACCAUAGGCAUUGCGCACCAAUCAAAGCAGCAUAAUAUUCCAUUUCAUUUGAAAAAAUGAAAUAUAUAUCAAAUACGGAAAUAUCAAAUAUAUCUGCAUCAGAAACAGUUUUUGCCAACCUGCAAUAAAUGUUGUAUGGCAGGCCUACAAUCAUUAUUUUACGAUUCUGGCAGUUCAUUUGUUAUGAAAAGCAUUUUUUGCUUUGCUACCCAUUUAAUUUACAUAGUCUUUUUAUAGCCAGUUACAUGACCAUUGGGGAAUAUUUCCAAGUAGCUUGUUCCUUCUUAGAUGUUACAAUGUUUUUAUAUAAAUCUAUCGAUCAUAAUUGUGUAAUUUUGAAUGUAAGUGUACAUAGUAGGGCUGGGAAUUUCUCGGGAAAACACUUAAAAGUGUAAUCGGCUGAAAUUAACCGGUUACCCGAAGAGUGACGUUUGACGUGACAAGACAUCAUUUAGCUUGUUACGUCACAAUAGUUAUUAAGCUUGAUCUUAUUCUGGCAUGGCUCAAAGUUAUUCACGGAUCCUGAUAUUUUCAUUAUCGACUGCAAGAUAUAUGCAGCCUACUCCGGACAUAUGAAAGUAUUUUACUAAAACCCGAUUCUGUUGUUAAAUGUCUUUUAGUAUUUGAUGUGCGUCUUCUACUUUGAGAUAUCAUAAAAA
This is a messenger RNA of Styela clava, 6935 nucleotides long. NCBI's taxonomy places the organism in Eukaryota, Metazoa, Chordata, Ascidiacea, Stolidobranchia, Styelidae. The record is from RefSeq and is a predicted model, not a curated record.